Messenger RNA from Lytechinus pictus (painted urchin), 885 nucleotides. RefSeq names its product zinc finger protein 239-like. Gene Ontology annotation, molecular function: RNA polymerase II cis-regulatory region sequence-specific DNA binding; DNA-binding transcription repressor activity, RNA polymerase II-specific. NCBI's taxonomy places the organism in Eukaryota, Metazoa, Echinodermata, Echinoidea, Temnopleuroida, Toxopneustidae. The record is from RefSeq and is a predicted model, not a curated record. Bases 1 to 885 code for a protein of 294 amino acids. Gene Ontology annotation, biological process: regulation of transcription by RNA polymerase II. Gene Ontology annotation, cellular component: nucleoplasm. The transcript has 3 exons.
AUGGAAAGAUUCAUCUCUCAAGCCACUCAGAAGAAAAGCCGUGUGAAUGUUCCCUCUGUGCAAAGGAACUAUCAAGGACUGCUUCUUAUCACCUCCUUGCCCACACAGAAGAGAAGCCACUUCAAUUUUCUCAGAAGAACUGAUCUCAACCGUCAUCUGCUCUUACACACAGGAGAAAAGCCAUAUGAAUGUUCACACUGCAAUAAGAAAUUUACACAAAACAGCCAUUUAAAGAGCCAUCUCCAAACCCACACAGGAGAAAAGCCACAUAAAUGUUCACAUUGCAAAAAGUCAUUUUCAUACAAGACUGAUCUCAACCGUCAUCUGCUAAUACACACAGGAGGAAAGCCACAUAAAUGUUCACAUUGCAAAAACCAUUUAAAGAGUCAUCUCCGAACCCACACAGGAGAAAAGCCACAUAAAUGUUCACAUUGCAAAAAGUCAUUUUCAUACAAGACUGAUCUCAACCGUCAUCUGCUAAUACACACAGGAGAAAAGCCACAUAAAUGUUCACAUUGCAAAAAGUCAUUUUCAUACAAGACUGAUCUCAACCGUCAUCUGCUAAUACACACAGGAGAAAAGCCACAUGAAUGUUCACACGGCAAAAAGACGUUUUCACAGAAAAGCCAUCUAAAGUGUCAUCUCCAUACCCACUCGGGAGAAAAGCCAUAUGAAUGUUCACACUGCAAAAAGACAUUUUCACGAAAGACUGCUCUUAACCGUCAUCUGCUAAUGCACACAGGAGAAAAGCCACAUGAAUGUUCACAUUGCCAAAAGACAUUUUCACAAAAGUCUAAUCUCAACCGUCAUCUGCUCUUACACACAGGAGAAAAGCAACAUGAACGUCACACGGCUAACAGACAUUUUCACAGAAAAGCCAUCUAA